Messenger RNA from Protomyces lactucae-debilis, 1329 nucleotides. Its product is annotated as Cation/H+ exchanger. Bases 1 to 1329 code for a protein of 442 amino acids. The transcript is spliced from 2 exons. NCBI's taxonomy places the organism in Eukaryota, Fungi, Ascomycota, Taphrinomycetes, Taphrinales, Protomycetaceae. Gene Ontology annotation, cellular component: membrane. The record is from RefSeq and is a predicted model, not a curated record. Gene Ontology annotation, biological process: proton transmembrane transport. Gene Ontology annotation, molecular function: antiporter activity.
AUGUCGUCCUCGUUCUUCGAAUACCAUGAACCGAGUAUCGAGCAAAUUUUGAUACUCAUCGCUUUCUUUGUCGCACUCGGCAUCUUUACCGCUGCUUUUGAGCAGUAUGCUGGAAUCGGCCUACUUGGUCAAAUUUUAGUCGGUGGCAUCUUUGGCACGCCUCUCUCAAACAUCCUCGCCGAGGAUUGGCUGUCCACCUUCCUGGCCCUCGGGUAUCUUGGCUUGAUAGGACUUGUCUUCGAAGGCGGUUUGUCAUCCCGCUUGGAUCUCCUCUUUGCCAAUCUAGGCAUUUCUACAAUUUGUGCAGCUACAGGUAUUUUGGCACCAAUAGCUCUUUCUAUUCUCUUCAUUCACAUUGUGUUUGGCUAUACCCUGCUUGAAGGAUUCAUUGCUGGAGCUGCCCUUUCUGCAACAUCGCUCGGUACAACCUUUACGGUCCUCAAAGGUGCAACCAUCGACCUCAGAAACGCGCGAAUCGGAACCGUCUUGUCGAGUGCUGCAGUGAUUGACGAUGUAGUUGCCCUGGUUCUUGCCCAAGUCAUCACAUCGCUUGGAGGGAGCGACGGAUCACCUCUUGGAUGGGUCAUUGGCCGUCCGGUUCUCUCUGCCCUCGGACUUGCCCUCGUUACAGUACCGCUGAGCUGGCUCUUGCGUCAUCGCAUCUUACCAGCGUUGCGUCAGUUGCGCAGUACAAUACUCAAGCUGCUUAAAAUCACACAUGGAGAGAACCUGGCUGUCAUGACAAUACUGUCUUCUGUUUGGAUCAGUAUUGCAGCUUAUGCAGGCACCAGUAUUCUGCUUGGCGCAUAUCUGGCAGGCGUGAUGGUCAACUAUCUCGACCUGACUACUCCACCGGCGAAGCUCUCUCAUCGUGCAACAAACACUGAGCUUGACACGCAUCGGGUUGUCGUCAGGGAGCCUAGUUUUGCUGAGACGUUUGAGCACAGACUCGGAGUUGCGCAGACGCUCGGGAGCUGGUUCUUCUUCGCUAGUAUCGGCUAUUGCAUUCCCAUCCGCGAUCUUUGGCAAGGAACGCUUGUGUGGCAGGGCAUAGUGUACUCAAAUCAACAUGGUUCUUGCUUGAAGCGAGGCAUUUGGCCAGGCAUCUUGCUAGGCAGCGGUAUGGUUGCACGCGGUGAGAUUGGCUUGCUCAUCAUCCAGCUUGGCAUUGUCACUUCCGGCAAAGUCUCCAAAGAGGUUUUUAUCGUAGCCAUUUGGGCAAUACUUCUCAAUACGAUUGUCGGACCCAUCGCUGUGCGUCUUGUGGCUAGAUACAAGGGAGACGCAAUCAUGGGCGGUCACUGGGGUUUCUCGCAUGCGACACUUUAG